UUCACUCCUACUUACCACCAAACCAUUCUUCGUACUCUCUACGAUAUUCUCUGUAACUACCUAAGGACUCCCCUAGUAGAUAUCUAUCAGAAUACAUCUCAAAAUGGCCGCAAAGACGUACUCCCUUCCCCCGCUCCCGUAUGCGUAUGAUGCUCUGGAGCCCAGCAUCUCUAAGCAGAUCAUGGAACUGCAUCACACCAAACACCACCAGACCUAUCUCACGAACCUCAAUAAGGCCCUUGAGGCAUCAGCUAAGGCUCAUUCGAAUGGUAAAUUGCAGGAUGCUGCGGCCCAGCUGUCGGCCAUCCGUUUCAACGGUGGCGGUCACAUCAACCAUUCGUUGUUCUGGGAAGGUCUAGCGCCUUCCUCCUCUCCCGACUCAAAGCUUGAUGCCGCUCCUAAGCUCUCCAGUGCUAUCAAGGACACCUGGGGUAGCUUCGACAAGUUCAAAGAGGCCUUUGGAACCUCUCUGCUGGGCAUCCAGGGGAGUGGCUGGGGUUGGCUUGUCAAGGAAGCUGGCACCGGUCAGCUCCGCAUUGUGACUCUCGCGAACCAGGAGGCGGUUGUCGUAGGCGAUACUCCCCUCCUUGGCGUAGACAUGUGGGAGCAUGCAUAUUAUCUUCAGUAUCUCAACGGGAAGGCGGCUUACGUCGAGAACAUCUGGAAGGUGAUCAACUGGAAGACUGCCGAGGCGCGAUACGCUGGAAGCAGAGAUGACGCCUUCAAGAUUCUCAAGGCCAACAUGUAAAGGUAGAUAACUAGAUGACAGAAGUGUAACAGAUAUCUGCCACAGGCUAUUAAUUUAAGGAAGUGGGCUUGGUCGGGAAGACGCGUUCUCCAACGGAGUUUGAAGACUAUUACGUUCCGAUUGUUGCCCUAUAGCUAAAAUAAAUUAGGGGACGUGCCAACCACUUUCCACUGUAGGUUCGUUAAUGACGUAAGCCCUUGAUAAAGUAGAAAUUAUGUGAAACUGCAUGAAAAAUAAUUAGGUAGGUAGUAAAUCACCUUAGAAGG
Daldinia loculata is the source of this 1014-nucleotide messenger RNA. Its product is annotated as superoxide dismutase. The transcript is spliced from 3 exons. Bases 104 to 748 code for a protein of 214 amino acids. Gene Ontology annotation, cellular component: mitochondrion. NCBI's taxonomy places the organism in Eukaryota, Fungi, Ascomycota, Sordariomycetes, Xylariales, Hypoxylaceae. The record is from RefSeq and is a predicted model, not a curated record. Gene Ontology annotation, molecular function: superoxide dismutase activity; metal ion binding. Gene Ontology annotation, biological process: superoxide metabolic process.